Lycium ferocissimum is the source of this 787-nucleotide messenger RNA. RefSeq names its product sm-like protein LSM7. Gene Ontology annotation, molecular function: RNA binding. Lineage: Eukaryota; Viridiplantae; Streptophyta; Magnoliopsida; Solanales; Solanaceae. Gene Ontology annotation, cellular component: U2-type prespliceosome; catalytic step 2 spliceosome; U6 snRNP. The record is from RefSeq and is a predicted model, not a curated record. Bases 152 to 451 code for a protein of 99 amino acids. The transcript is spliced from 2 exons. Gene Ontology annotation, biological process: mRNA splicing, via spliceosome; nuclear-transcribed mRNA catabolic process.
CCUUUUGUUACAAUCAUGUGUCAAAUCUUUUCUUUUGAGCUCAGAGUCUAUCGAAAACAAUCUCUCCGCCUCACAAAAAUAGGAGUAAGGUUUGCAUAUAUCUUACCAUCCCCAAACCCCACUCGUGAUAUUACACUGGGUCUACAGAAGAAUGUCUGACAGAAAAGAAUCAGCUUUAGAUUUGUCAAAAUUUAUUGACAAGGCUGUGGAAGUCAAGCUUACUGGUGGAAGACAAUUGGUAGGAACACUUAAAGGCUAUGAUCAGCUGUUAAAUGUUGUGUUGGAUGAAGCCAUAGAGCACCUUAGAGAUUCCGAUGAUCCCCUGAAGAGUACCGAUGAGACACGACGUCUUGGCUUAAUAGUGUGCAAGGGUAGUGCAGUAAUGCUUGUGGCUCCAGAAGAUGGUACAGAUGAGAUAUCCAAUCCUUUUGUCCAACCAAAUGGGGCAUAGAGGUAUCUGCCUUAUUAUUUCGAAUUUAGCAACUACAAUUUUGUAAACAGUCUGCACUUGGAUUAAUCUGUUUCAGAGGCGGAGCCACAAUUUUUUGUUUCUAGGUUCUGGACCACAAGUCUUUUUGCUUACUGAGUUUUGAACUUUUCAUUCGUUGUCAUUCAGAGCUAUAGUGUUCAACUUCUAUCUGAGGCUACUUAGGAUGGUCUUUUUAGUGGAAAUUGGAGAUAACUUGAUAUUACAUGGAAUCACAUAUGUAAUUUCUCCGUUUUGCAUCAUUGAUCCAUUCAUUGUUGAUAUUGAAAAAAUAAUUAACAAAGUAUGUUCAUCGUCUAA